Babesia sp. Xinjiang is the source of this 2106-nucleotide messenger RNA. RefSeq names its product Dual specificity tyrosine-phosphorylation-regulated kinase 1B. Gene Ontology annotation, biological process: peptidyl-threonine phosphorylation; peptidyl-serine phosphorylation. The record is from RefSeq and is a predicted model, not a curated record. The transcript has a single exon. Bases 1 to 2106 code for a protein of 701 amino acids. Gene Ontology annotation, cellular component: cytoplasm. NCBI's taxonomy places the organism in Eukaryota, Apicomplexa, Aconoidasida, Piroplasmida, Babesiidae. Gene Ontology annotation, molecular function: protein serine/threonine kinase activity; protein tyrosine kinase activity; ATP binding.
AUGGAGAUACCAAAGACGCUUAGUACACCGGCUGAGGCACAAUCCGCCACCUAUUCUUCUAUCACGAAGAUGCCGCGAUAUACAUAUUACCUGUCUAACUAUCAGUAUUUGGGGCCUUCCGUAAAUCACAACACCAUAGGGGAGGAUGACAAGAGCCAUGUAACAUCACCAAAAUUCGGAUUGGAUAAUAAUAUUGAUAAUUCGGGUCUUACACCAGGUGAUGGUCAAGGUGUAUCCGGUAAUUCUACGGUAUUGUCAACGCCACAAACAGCUUCACAAGCUCAAGAAUAUGAUGUUGGACAGCUAGCGGCACCAUUUGAAGGUCACGGCUACAAUGGAAGCCAAACUACAUCUGUAGUAAAAGGUGAUGGUGUUAUGUGGGCGUCUGACCGGCAAAAUCAAUCUAAAGUGUGUUCGGUUGAUGCAAACGACGAACUAGGUUCUGCGUCAGUAGCUGAUGAUUGCGGUAGCCAUUAUUCAGACUCAUCUAUGCUUUUUGAAGACCAACGUAACCUACGUACCACAAUGUAUGUCGAUCAACCUCUAGCUGAUAAAAGGCAACGAUGGAUGGCAAUGUACGCAUCUGGCAAUGUUGAGGAGUUUCGAAAGAAACAAAAGGAGAUUAUGGAUAAUAUUGCCCGUGAGUUGACUGCUGAUAGUGAUUUAUUAGAGUUUCCAAUCCGUUGCAUCUGUGUUUGGGGUGAGACUGCUUCUGACGGCAAAUUUGACCCACUAUAUAUUAGAGUGGGUGACGUGUUGGUCAAUAGAUACCAUGUCACUGAGGUUAUAGGGAACACAGCAUUUUCUGUGGUCCUCCGCGCCCGUGACGAACGCAAUGCUGAAGAUGUAUGUAUUAAGAUUAGUAUGCCGGAUACUGUAAGCCAGGCUAUCGAUGAAAUCAACUUGUUGAAAAUACUAAACACCAUCAGUAUUGAAGAGAGCCGUGGUAUCGUGCAACUGAAGGAUUAUUUCUAUUUUAGAGGAUCAGUAUUUGCAGUUUUAGAAAUUUUAGGCGCCAAUCUUUACGAGGCAACCCGUGAAUUGUAUAACAAGCGUAAACUGCGAUUGUCACCAGGAAGACUUCAGGAACCUUGCCAGUACAUGGAUCUAGAUGAGCUUGGUUGGACAUUGAAAUCGAUAUCAAAGAUGGCCUACGAUAUCCUCACAUCUCUGAAGUACAUGCAUCGUCUAGGUAUGAUAAAUUGUGAUUUGAAGCCGGAAAAUAUUGUCGUCAACAACGGUUCUGAUACACCUUUUGUGAAGCUCAUAGAUUUCGGAUCAAGUUGUUACAUCCAGGAACGUCUGAGCGAUUAUGUACAAAGUCGUUCAUAUCGCGCACCAGAGGUUAUCAUGGGUCUGCCAUAUGACACUCAGAUUGAUAUAUGGAGUUUGGGCUGUGUAUUGUGUGAAUUAUACAUCCAAAGGAUCCUCUUCCCCAGUGACAACAAUGCCACCCUAAUGGCAUCUAUGAUUAGCCUGUUGGGAGUGCCUCCGGUGUACAUGCUUGAGCAUAAGAUGAACAGUACUUUCAUGGUUUUACCUAACGGUAACGUUGCUGACUUGACUGUUCGUGCUGAUAUAUUAAAAGACCGUCAGAAGGCCUUUAAUUCUGACUAUCAAUCAUCUCUUCGGUGUAAUAUUUCUGUGAGCAAUUCUUCAAUGGGUUCUGUGAUUACGUCCCAUUUAGGACUUAAGACUGAGCUGAACACCACUGCUGACUAUGACUCUUUUGUUGAUGCUAACGAGAGUCAACUUGAUUCCCAUGGUGGCAUUUCUUUGCAGCAGAACACUAACAUCACCCCGGGUAAAUAUUCGAUAAUGCAGGAUAGGAUGCUAUCACAAUGUGCUGGUAGCACACAUUUGAAUCAGGCUGGUAAGGGCAUAAAGCUCGACAUCUGUGACGGUCGUUCUAAUGCCAAGUGUGUACGUAUAAUUGAGCCAACUAGGUGUACGAUUGACGGUAUGCUGAACACUACAAGUUCGCCUUCCUUGGCUAUAUUUGGUGACUUUAUCAAGGGGCUACUGCAGUAUGAUCCUUUGGAACGCCUUACUGCAGAGACAGCCCUGUCACACAAAUUCAUUACAGAUUACUUAAACGCUGCUUAA